GCGACUACCAAUCGUUGCACUUCGUGAUAUUCAGUCUUAGUGUGCGGAUCGUCUUGCUGCUUGUCAUUUCCAUGUUCAUUCAUUAGAUAGCAGAUCAUUAAUUAAUUAGUUCUUUAAUUUUCCUUCUAUUUUCAACGAUUAUUAGCGUGUGAACGCGUGAAACACAAUGUCGGUCGUUUACAAAAGUACAAUGAACGCGAUUAGCAAGUUUGUGCCUGAGAAGUUCCAGCCACUGUGGAAUCACCCAGCUGGUCCGCAGACUAUAUUCUUCUGGGCACCAGCUUUUAAAUGGGGACUUGUAAUAGCUGGCCUCGGUGAUCUGCAGAGGCCAGCAAAUCAAAUCUCCAUUAGCCAAUCAUCUGCCUUGGGCAUUACCGGCUUGAUCUGGACCAGGUAUUCUUUAGCAAUCACUCCGAAAAACUGGAGUCUGUUUAGCGUAAACCUCUUUGUCGCGAUAACCGCCUUAUAUCAAGUUAGUCGGGGAAUAAUGUAUCAAAAGGAACAAGCAUCCCUAAAUGAAGCAGCUCCAGUAAAAGAAAAAUAGCGAUUAUAUGUAAAUGAUAUACAUUCCUAAGGACACAAAUACUUAAAUGUAUAUAUUUAGAAUAUUAGGCACACUUUAAUAACUUGCGGAAUGUAUCAAAUCGUUACGCAAAUUCGAACAAAAGUAAUGCAAGCACAUGGUUAAGGAAAGGACACAAGUUCAUAAUCAGCAUUAUGCAUGAACUUUCAAUAAUUAUAAAUUUUUCAUAGUAUAAUUGUAAAUACUUUAAUUGAAGCAACUGCACGUUAUACGUAUAUAGUACAAAUGCAUCGACAUAGGCAAUCAUGAAA
Molecule: messenger RNA, 834 nt
Organism: Eufriesea mexicana
Lineage: Eukaryota; Metazoa; Arthropoda; Insecta; Hymenoptera; Apidae
Product: mitochondrial pyruvate carrier 3
Exons: 4
Coding region: 167-544 (125 amino acids)
Biological process (GO): pyruvate import into mitochondria
Cellular component (GO): mitochondrial inner membrane
Source: RefSeq, a predicted model, not a curated record